Messenger RNA from Arvicanthis niloticus (Nile rat), 3341 nucleotides. Lineage: Eukaryota; Metazoa; Chordata; Mammalia; Rodentia; Muridae. The record is from RefSeq and is a predicted model, not a curated record.
AGGCAGGGGGUGGGCCCACUAUAUCCGGGCACCGGAAGCUGGAUGAAGCCCUUAGAAAAGGAGGAAGUUCCGAGCUGGGGUGACCUGUGGGCGUCCUCCUCGAGCUCCCGGCGACACCGGCGGUAUAGCUUGGGACACUAGACUAGGGACUGCCCAAUAACAGAAAAUAGAAGAACAAGGCAGGUUACUCUGAGGAACCAGUCAGGACAUUCUCCAGACAAGAGUGAAGAAACAAAACAAGGAGAGUCUCCAAAUAUGGUGUGUGAGCGUUGAGUUCCGGUCCUGGUCACGCGCUGUAAAAGCAUCCGAAGGCAUUCGGGCAGGUGACUUAGCACUGGAUGUUGGAGGGAAUUAUUUUAUAUAGACGUCUUGUGAAACCAUUGCACAGAUCAAGUGAUGAUCAUACAGAGAGUGGUGUUGAAUUCCCGACCUGGGAAAAAUGGAAACCCAGUGGCAGAGAAUUUCAGGGUGGAAGAAUUCAGUUUGCCGGAUACUAUCAACGAAGGACAAGUUCAAGUGAGAACUCUUUAUCUCUCCGUGGACCCUUACAUGCGCUGUAAGAUGAACGAAGACACUGGCACUGACUAUUUGGCACCGUGGCAGCUGGCGCAGGUGGUUGAUGGAGGAGGAGUUGGAGUUAUAGAGGAGAGCAAGCACCAGAAGUUGGCUAAAGGCGAUUUUGUGACUUCCUUUUACUGGCCCUGGCAAACGAAGGCAAUUCUAGAUGGGAACAGCCUUGAAAAGGUAGACCCACAACUUGUGGAUGGACACCUUUCAUAUUUUCUUGGAGCUAUAGGUAUGCCUGGCCUGACUUCCUUGAUCGGGGUACAGGAAAAAGGUCAUAUAGCUGCUGGAUCUAAUCAGACGAUGGUUGUCAGUGGAGCAGCAGGUGCCUGUGGAUCUUUGGCUGGGCAGAUUGGCCACCUGCUUGGCUGUUCCAGAGUGGUGGGAAUUUGUGGAACGCAUGAGAAAUGUCUCUUUUUGACCUCAGAGCUGGGGUUUGAUGCUGCAGUUAAUUAUAAAACAGGGAGUGUGGCAGAGCAGCUGCGAGAAGCAUGCCCGGACGGAGUGGAUGUUUACUUUGACAAUGUUGGAGGCGACAUCAGCAAUGCGGUGAUAAGUCAGAUGAAUCAGAACAGCCACAUCGUUCUGUGUGGUCAGAUCUCUCAGUACAAUAAAGAUGUGCCUUACCCUCCUCCACUGCCCCCUGCUGUAGAGGCAAUCCAGAAGGAAAGAAACAUCACAAGAGAGAGAUUUAUGGUAUUAAAUUAUAAAGAUAAAUUUGAGCCUGGAAUUCUUCAGCUGAGUCAGUGGUUUAAAGAAGGAAAGCUAAAGAUCAAGGAGACUGUAGCAAAUGGCUUGGAAAACAUGGGAGUGUUUUUGAGGCCAGGUUUCUUGCAGUCAAGGCUAGGAUGACCAUCCUGAACUCUUAUCUUUCUGCCCCAGGAACUACAGUUGCAUUCCAGUCCAUGAUGACAGGAGGCAAUGUAGGGAAGCAGAUCGUCUGCAUUUCAGAAGAUUCUUCUCUGUAGUCUUGGUGUAUCUUCAUCAAGGAAACCCUCCAUUUCUCACUUCCCACAAAGAUUCUUAAGAUACAUUUAAAAAAUAAUCUUUCAAUAUAGAUAGUUCUUGAUUCCAGUGCGAUAUUUUCUUUGUUGUAUAACUAUCUUCAAUAUCAUAUUCAUUAUAUACUUAACAUGUGAUUACUUGCCAUAAUACAGGGGUUCUCAACCUGUGGGUCACGACCCCCCCAGGGGUUAUAGAUCAGAUAUCCUGCAUAACAGAUAUUUACAUUAUUAUUCAUAAUACCAAAUUAUAGUUAUAAGGUAGCAACCAAAUAAUUCUAUGAUUGGGGAUCACCACAACAUGAGAAACUGUAUUAAAGGGUUGGUGUAUUAGGAAGGUUGAGAACUAAUACCACAGUAGAUUGAAGUUAGUAUUAUUUCUUUUUCUGUUUUUUUUUUUUUAACUUUAUUUUAUUUUUGAGGCAAGAUCUCUAUAUGAAGUCCACACUGGCCUCAAAGUUGUGAUCUUGUGGCUCCAUCUCCUAAGUCCUGGGACUGCAGGCAUGUACCACUAUGCCUGAUUAUUUUUCUUCUAAUAAUAACUAAUAAUAUUGUUUUGGAGAUGGGUCUGUUAGUUUAGCUCAGGCUGGACUGACUCCUGCUGCCGAGACUGCUGGGAUACCAGGCAGGUGUCACUAAUACUUGGCUAAUUUUGUUUGUAAAAACUAAUAUUACAUAUAUUUGUAUCAAAUAUUUAAAAAAAACCCUGGGUGGUUCUUAAACCCCAGGUUUUUAACCCCAACUGUUAAUGGAUCAUAUACAUCUUUAAAUUACUUGUAGAACUGAGUAAACACUCUGCUAAUUCUAAAGUGUGAGGCAGUUCACAUUUGUUGAACUUUUUACCGUUCUUAAACUGAGAGUAUUAGAAUUGAGAUAGUCUUUCCAUAUUUUUAAUGAGAGACUUUAAAAAUCUUUAUUUUAUGUACCCGCAUGUCUGUCUGUACAACACAAGCAUGCCUGGUACCUGCAGUGGAGAGUGGCUGCAGAGGGCAUUGGGGCACUGGAUCCCCUGGAACUGGAGAGUUCUGAGCUACCAUGUGGGUGCUGGGUUCUAGAAUUCGGGUCCUCUGGUGGAGCAGGAGAUGCUCUUCAGUGCUGAGCCAUGUCUCCAGCCUGCCUGUACUUAAUGGCCUAAGUGCGUAGGGUUUCGGGCAGCACUGGGAGUAUUUGGUGUAGGAGGGCAGAAGUUUUGUGUUGGAAGUGGUAUGAGAAGACAAAUGAGUUGCUGGGAAGCUCCAGAGACCAGGUUUAAUCCAGGAGAUGAUCUAUUUGUGUUCUGCCACACAACUGACUGGAGCAAGCCUAACAACUUACUACACACUGAUAAAAGCUUGUGAUUAUUUUAGGAUUUUUUUUUUUUUUUAAGACAGAGUCUGUUAGGUGGCUUGCUAUGUAAUCCAGGCUGCCCUGGGACUCAAAGCUAUCCAUUUGCCUGUCUGCCUCUGGAGUGCCAAUGUUAAAGGCCUGUGCACCAUGCUGCGCUUGUACUUUGGAGAGCUAAUAGAAACAUCACUAAGAAUUUCACUGAUUAAAGUGAGUUGAGGGAGUGGCCAGGGCAGAACACUGAUCAGUACUCUAGGGGCUUUGAGUUAAUCCCCAAUUGUACUUUUCCCCAACAAGCCCCAGGUAAACAAGCUUCAGAAAAUGAUAGGACUAAGUGAACCAACCAAUGGUUAUAGACAUGACUAUUCCAGAUAUACUAUUGUAUCACAUUAGUUUUAUUAAUUGUAACUCAACCUUUAGAAAAAUAAAACUGGAGAUGUUUUCUGAGUAUGA